GUUCACUUAAAUUCCAAAAUGGUCGAGGUAACGGGUGAUGUUUUGAGAAUUUUACCUGCGUCAUAUUCACUGUGGAUUGCAUUGAUUUUAUCCGUGGGAGUCUACUUCCUCGUCAAUUUUGGGAUUGGAUGUUUUCGACAACGGAGGCGUGCUGCAAAAUCGGUUGCUGGUAUUCCUGGCCCUCCCGGGCACUGGCUAAAAGGACACCUUGACUACGUAAGUUCCAAUACUCUCUAAUCAUCCAUAACCAAGUGCGCGCUCAACUGAUAUCACACUGAUAUCAAGUCCUUUAAGGUUAUUUGGGGGCAGACUCGUUAAGACUCGAAUCAGGAUCAGAACUUGGCGAUGAAGAUCAGAAUCGAUCUUCGUAAAGGAUCAGAAUUUGACAAAGCAGAAAUGAGCCCAAUGAUUUCGUAGCAAAUAGAGAUUAAAAGAGAUUCGAGUCACUUAAAUACAAAAUUCCACUUGCACUUGGAUUUAAGAAAAGAGAUGUCGCAAGGGAGGGAUGGUUGGGGGGGGGGGAGGGUAGGGGUUCUACCAUUGAGUGACCAGUUAACACCGCACCCAAGGCAAAUUACUGAGAUAUCUUGGGUGUAACUCCCCGAAGGGUAUUGGUUUUUAGUCCUUUUAAGCCUGAAACGGGUACGCUCUUGUUAUGAAAAUGGUGUACGCAGGAUGUAGAACUUCCAAAAUUCGCUGCUUUUAAAGACCUGUCACAGAGUAGAGUAGAUAAAGCGCCGAUCUCACAAAAGUAUUGCCAUUCUAAAAAGUCAUAGAAAACCUUUAAACGGUCCUCACGAGUCAUGAAAUGUACUAGCAUUAUUUUUGAUAAGUAAUCUACGAAACGCUUGUCAUAAAUCAUUUUUACAGUUUUUAAAGGUUUUUUGGGAGCGUCUCUUACGAAUUGGAGAAACUUCACUUCCAUCACCCAAAACGGGUAAUAUUAUCACUUUGAGUAAUGACUCCAGGGGGGGAGUACUCCCUUAGAUAAGCUAUAUAGGUAUGUGCCGCCCCAUCAGGUAGGGUUUUUGCCCCGUUUUGGACUGAAAACGGGUAUGCACUUUGUCCAUUUGGUCUGGAAUCGAGUGUGGUUUUCGAGAGAACUACGGGAGUGUAUUAACGUAUUUAUCGUUUCAAUUCUAAAUGAGUAAGAAAGAAAGAGAAAUAUGGGAAUUCGAAAUGGAUUUGAAGAAUUUUUUUGUUUGCGCUAUAAUCUAAGUACUGAUAACAUAAUUUCGGCCUAAAGGCCAGGUCUGGCAACGGGUAUGAAUUUUAUAUAGGUCUGGUCUGAAAGCGGGUGUGGAAAAAUUAAAUUUUUUUGGUCGGGUCAGGAAUCCCACUAAUGAUUGGAAUCCUUAAUCCAAGUUCCACUGACAAAGAAUCCGGAAUCCAGUACCUGGAAACCAGAAUCCAAGAUCCAAGAUUCCCUUUCUUGUGACGAUGUAGUCACAUCACUAAUUUCUAUGAAAUAUUCUGUCGCCAGGCACGGUUCGACGGAGCCGGACUUAAAUUCCACGUCAAGUGUGCAGCUGAGUUUAAGACGUGUUACAGGCUCUGGUUUGGGCCUCUCAGGUCAGCAGUGAUCAUCUGUCACCCUGACACCAUCAAAGUGGUUCAGUCAACCAAUGCGCCGAAAGAAAGAUUUGUGUAUGAUUUUGUCAGACCAUUUCUUGGUAAGGGUUAGCCUAAACAGUUUUGAUUGGUAGGGCUACAAGUUUUCUAUAAUUCCGUUUCCUACACUAUCUCAACAACACAGAACCCAAAAAAUUAUGUGCAUCUUUAUCUACUGCAAAACACUGUUAACUUCCCUUAUAAGCACCCCCCCUCUUCCUCUCCGCCAGUUAAUCUACCUGUAAACAACAAAAAAUAUACAUCCGGUUAAAAGCCCCCAGGGAUAGAAGCCCUUCCCACUUAUAAGCCCCCCGCCAGUUAUAGGCCCAUUUACCUGUAAACAACAAAAAAUAUGCAUCCGGUUAAAAUCCCCCAGGGAUAGAAGCCCUCCCCUCUUAUAAGCCCCCAGGGAUAGAAGCCCCCCGCUGGCAUGUAUUGAAAUUCGAUUUUUACGACGUUUUGAAGCUUAGAGAAGCGAGUAAAUUCAAAAAGUAUUUGAAUCAGCACCGCUAUGUAGCACUUUGAAACGCUAGUCCGGUUAUAAUCCCCCCGUAUAUAAGCUCCCCUUCCAUAAUCCUUCCUAAAGCCCCUUAAAAAGUAGUAAGUACUAAAAAGCUUUCAUUUGAAUAGUCACAGUUCAGGAUCUCAUUCAGACUCAAAAGUUAAAACAUCCACCAUGUACAAAAUGGUGAAUAUUGGGAGGGGGUAAGGGGGUCCAGCCUACUUCCGCUCGUCAUUUAAGCACUGUUCAGUAAUUCCCCUCUAUCUCUCCCGCUUCCCAAGCUAUUAGAACUCCCAUCUCCGCCCUUUCCUCUCCCAUCUACCGUAUCCCUCCCUGGCUCUCAUCCGGGCUCCCACCCCUUGUCUUCCCCCCGCUAAACGACAGGGCAAAUUGUACAGCUCAGUAACUAUUCUGGGUCAGACACACUUUACGAGUUCUAGACUACUCGCCCUUUAAUCAGAUACCCUACUGGUCUUUUUUUUCCCAGGGGAUGGUCUGGUGACAUCCGAAGGAGAAAGAUGGUUCCGUAUGAGAAGGCUUCUUACUCCAGCUUUUCACUUUGAAAUUCUCAAACCAUACGUUCGGGUUUUUCAGGACUCUACAGAUGUUCUCUUGGUAUGAUCUCAGUUCAAAUACUGUUGCAACAAAUGCGUUAAGUGUCACGGGAAUUGUAGCUUGCAUAACCUCGAUCUUUCAAUUGUUCUUUCAGAAAAAGUGGUCCUCGCAGGGGAGUGGUGAGGUGGAGUUGUUCCAUCACGUGAGUUUGAUGACGCUGGAUUCUAUCCUCAAAUGUGCUCAUAGUUACGUAAGCAACUGCCAAACACAAGAGUAAGUGAUGAGCCUUAAGCGUAUGUUAUUUCUAACGCUAAUAACUAAUCAAAUGAGCUAACGUUGUUUCUUGUGUUGCUUCUUUUUUUCUCUUGUUUAGGGACCAAGACCCAUAUAUCGCUGUUGUCUACGAAGCUUCAAAUCAGAUUCUUAACAGGCUCAUGUAAGACAUUCAUUUCACGCUUUGUUCGCUUUUAUUCUUUUUAUACACAAGGUAACCAGGAUUUCGGAAAGGGAGAAAUUUUUUUCUUUGGAAUCCAGAAAUGCACUCAGGGAAUCUGGAAUCCUGCUAUUGGAAUCUGGAAUCCCGGAUCCACGUUCCACUGCCAAGGAAUCCGAAAUCGAGUUCCUGGAUUCCAGAAUCCACAGUGUGGAAUCCAGGGUCCAAGACUUACAUGGGGCGAAGAGAAAAAAUCAGCAUCAUGGACGUUCAAUAUCAAAUAUGUAAGCUGACAUGACGCUUGCUAGUUAAAGUGAUUUUUCGUCAAGACAGUAUCAAACUUCCUGCCUGGCACUCCCCUCUCUUCCCUUUGAUAGUUUCAUCAUCAACACCCCCUGCCCCCACCCACAGAGUCUGGGACGGUCGGUCAAUUACCUGUUAACCAAACUAGAGAAGGUUAACCAUAUGGGGCCUUACCCCAUACAUGGGGCGAUUCUUUGAUUUUUUACUCAUCCAUGGUGGUUUCACGCGUACCAUUUUCUAAUAUAACAGGAAUCCUCUUCAUCAUGCGGACGAAGUCUAUAAACUAACCCCCGAAGGAAGAAAGUUCUUCAAGAAUUGUGAUUUUGCGAAUACCAAAGCACACCAAAUUGUCAAAGCUAGAAGGAAAGCGCUUCAUGACGACAAUGUGAGUACAAAUUUAAUCAUUUGCGUCAUUUCAAAAUAAAACUUGUCGAAAACGUUUCCUUGUUUAACAGUUCUCUCAUAUAUAAGAGUUUCUCUUUCCCCAGCAGGAGGAUAAAAAACUGAGGGAAAAGAAACAUUUGGACUUUCUCGACAUUCUUUUGAAGGCUAAGGUAAGGGAAUCUUGUUCAAUGAAAAUUUUACUAUCUAACUUUAGACAUUCAUAGGUCAUUCUUUCUCCCCCAAAAAGUCCUAAGACUUAGGGGAAGGCAUCUGAAUACAGUCCUUUCAGUAGGCAACUCUCACUUUGUUGAGCACUGGCCCGACGACGCAAGACAAGGUGCUAGCUUCGUCUAGAAUUUACUGAGAUUGCUUUUACAAACGAAUUAAUUGAUGGAAAAAGUAGAAACUACCGUUUCGGAGUUUGAAAUUCCAAAAUCUUCGAAAGCCUACCUCCAGAUUCCCAUAAUUAAAAAGCUCGCUCUCUUGGCGCUUGCACAUUAAUUUUGCCUCUUUCCAAUUUAGCCCGGCUACGGUGCAUCUGAUGUAAGAUUUCUUCAUGAGUUUUACGCUAUGCAUCGCGAAAACUCUUUAAUCAUUUUUUUUUCUGAACCAGUUCGAUUUUUCACACUUGUGAAGGUCAAUACUUAAUUGCACUGACUUCUUUCAGUUUUUGUUUGGCAGUGACAAUUAAAGGGGUAUUAGCUAUUUUGUUCUCUUUGUCUCAGGAUGAGAACGGAAAAGGGUUGAGCGAUGAAGAAAUUGUUGGUGAAGUUAUGACGUUCAUGUUUGCUGGUCACGACACAACUGCUAGUGGUAUGUAUACCACAGAGAUGAUUUUAUUUUUUUUAUUUGCUUUGAUGUCGUUCAUAUUUUGGUCUUAGUGAUUCAUGCAACGGUUUGCAUCUUACUGUUCAUUAGUGUUAUCGUAAUCAUCAUCAGUAUCAUCACUUCCAUUUUUCUCCUUCUCCUCCUCCUCAUCAUCAAAGUCGUAAUCAUCAUCAUCAUCAUCAUCAUCAUCAUCAUCAUCAUCAUCAUUACUAUACCAUGGUAAUCAUGCUCAGGACUACAUUUUGAUCAUUUCCCCUAAGGGGGAAUCACUUCACGCGCCCGUCAAAACCUCAAAAAGGACCCAUUGAUCACUAUUUACCUUAAACUUUUCCUUAGUUAUUGCAUGGACUUUAUACAACUUAGCAAAGUAUCCCGAACAUCAAGAGAAAUGCCGACAGGAGGUCGAUGAAGUGGUUGGGUUCAAUCAAGACUUGGACUGGUGAGAACGUAACUAGUAACCUAACCUAGUGACCUAACCUUCUGUGCUGAAAAUGUAGCUCACAACUUUCUUAUUUUCGCAUCUUGCGAGCCUAGUGCCUGUUCUUCUAGAGCUUAUUCCAGGCUUCUCACAAACCCUCAGCUACACCUCCCACAACUAAUUUCGCUGACUUCUCUGCCAGAGAUAGCCAAGAGACUCCCAUGUAGCCUGGGUGCAAUUGGCGUUUUCUCGUGCGUGGUUACCAUCUUUCUUAUACUGCUACUCAGAGUGUCACCAAUGCCACCAGUAGGGUUCUUCAAUCCCGUACUCCCGAGAGUUGUUUUCGGCAUUUCGUCUCCAGUGCAUAAUUUCAAUCCCGAAUCUCACCCCCAUUUUGCUUUAGAAUCCCGAGCUUCGGCAUUCAAAUAAGGCAAAUCCCGAAUCCCGAAGAACCCGUCGGGGACCCGAUCUACUUAGGCAUUUUCGUUCCCAUAACCACUCCUUUAAUUUGCGACAGACGAGCACACGACUGGCUCUUGCAAUGUGAAUGUUACUCUAGCUACUUUCAAUUGCGCAUGCUCUGAUUGUUUUAACAGGAAACACCUGAGCAAACUGAAGUACAUGCUUAUGUGCAUUAAGGAGUCAUGCAGGAUAUUUGCCCCAGUCCCCAUGAUAAGUCGAUCUUUGGACAAGACCUAUGAAAUAGACGGUCAUCUUGUUCCUGAAGGUAUAUAGACACAAUUGCAACAGGUCUUGUCAAUUUUAAGCCCUGUUAUACAGGGGUUGUAAAUAUCAUAAAGUUCUACAUGUUUCGAGUGUGAGAUGUAAAUUUAUGAAGAAAACUCUCGUACACUUUCCUUACAAUUUUUAGCUAGAUAACUUAAUUUGUUCGCUUUGACUAUACUCGUCUGCCUUUCGUAAUUUUCACUUCUGAUUUAAAUCUGAGUCUUUUGGCAAACGCCUUAAAACAACGACAAUAUUCCACCAUUUCAGGUUCCUGGGUGAUGACAAAUAUAUACGCCCUUCAUCACAACCCGCACGUUUGGAAGGACCCAGAGGUUGGUCGAUGUAAUUUGAUCAAAUAAGAAACUAGAAGGAGUCUUUUAGGUUUAGCGCCGUCAAAUGUCGUGUGAUCUAGUAACCACACUACGCUGGUGGAUCUACAAUCUCGCUUUUGCGGAGAGGACAAGUUUUAUUACUUUUCAAGUACUGUUACUUUUGCAAAAAGAGGCUAUAACUCUGAUAACUUUCCAGAACAGAUCAAAAUCAACAUCGCCAUAUAAAAAAUCAUUCACUGCGUUUUUCCAUUUUAUAUUAUGAUGUAGAUCUUUGAUCCAUUGCGGUUUACAAAUGAGAACGCAAAGGACAUGUCGCCAUAUGCUUUCAUUCCUUUCUCAGCAGGUCCAAGGUAAGCGUUAUGGCAGUCGUUUGUUACUACUUGUUUGAUAAGGUUUAUUGUUGAGCUCCGUAUAUUUUCCCUGUUCUCAGUCGGGUUCCUGGUGAAUAGGCCCUGAGGGAGAGGCCUUGAGGGAAGCCCUUAAUUUAGACAAGAACGAGACCUAAAUAGCUGAGAACACUCUCCCCUUUCCCUAAUCUAAAGAGCUGGAUGAAUGUCCCUCUCUUUUCACUCCAUGUCUGGAUCCGCUCUUAGGUAUCGGGCAGGCGAUACUUAUCCCUAUUCAAUCAUGACUUAAAGUUGUUUCGUUAGCUAAUUGGACAACUCCUUCUGAAAGCUUCGUGACGCCCGCUGGAGUUUGCAAAGGACAAGAACUAACACUAUUCCCAAAUUCAGGAACUAUAAGGAGAAUGUGUACAAGGUUUUGCGCGACGAUUUCUGGGAUCGUUUGGGUGGAAAGCCAUUGGUAAAUGAUUAGUCACUUGCAUUAGGACAACCAUUAACCAGUCAUAAAUUACGUGUGUCCACCUGGCCCCGGUAUAUCAAAAGUUGGAUAGCGCUAUCCACUGGACAAAUCACUAACCAGUGGAUAAGUAUUAGGGAAACCAAUUGCGCUAUCCACUGGAUAGUGAUUUAUCCAGUGGAAAGCGCUAUGCACCAACCGCGGCCAGAACGAUCCAAGAAAUCACUAGGCUUACAACUUUUAAUCACUCUUCUUAUAGUUUCUGAAGUGUGGGAAUUAGUUUUAAGUAAACUAAUCAAGAUAAAAUCAUAAGUGGUAAAAGGAUAAUUCCUUGCGCUCCAUACUACUUCAGCCACGAUACGAUAGAUUGGGGUGUAAGUAAUACGCCAACGAGAGUCAGGGUCCAUUGUUGUUUGUUGUGGUUUUUUCAGUUCGUUUUCCGUUUCUAUGUUUGCUAGGGGGAAACAAGAGAAAUUGAAACAGAAGGAUAAUAGACCCCGAACCUGACCCCGCGGCAGCUUUUUAAUGACACCCGAUAAAUGUUUAAACAGUGAUAUUUUCCCUCUUUCGUGCCUAAUCUAUUUCAAUCUGUAUCUGUCUGAAAUAGGAACUGUAUUGGACAAAACUUUGCACUGACAGAGGUUAAGAUUUCAGUAGCCAUGAUACUUCGCAAGUGAGUUUAACUUAGAACAGCUUUUACGCAUGGAGAUAAAAUGAGUUCGAAAAUCAGGCCAAUGCUGGAGUUUGUUCUACCCAAUUCCGAACCAGUGUCACCUGACACCUCAAACUGGUCGAGUCAAAAACCUCGUAGUAGACUUUUUAAAAGUCCUCCUUUUUUCAUGGUUGGUUAUGCCAUUUUAAAGGACUUUUCAUACUAAUUGUUUGGCGCGAAAUUCACAGGUCAAAAAUUCCAUCAGUGACGUCAUGACAAUUGACCAGUAGGAGAGUGAUGGUUUUAGCCUGACGUAACCUGCUGAUAUUUGACGCCACUCCAGACGCAACAUAUAUCAGUCAUUUUUCCCUCGUGAAUUUAUAAUAUAAUUCAAAUCCAUUCAGGCAAAACAAGUGGACUCGCGACUUCGUCGUUUGCUCGGUUGCUGCGCGACCUCAUUUAUGCCCGCUUCGUUCACGUUUCCUCAAUGAAGCUCGUUUUGCUCGCUUUUAACAAUUUAUUACAGGUCGACUUUGGCAUGCAAGUCUUAUCUCGCAGGUACUAUUGAGGGAGCCAUUGGCUGUCCAAGGCCUUUCUGUUCCCAUUACUGGUUUAUGAAUCCUUACUUAAAUGUGAAUGAAGUUACGCAUCAGGUACCUCAAGUCAGCUUCAAACGCUUGAUAAAAACGUUUAUUGCCAGGAAGGACGAAAUUUCUGUGGCUCAGUACUAACUGAAAGCGUUGUUGGCAUGGAGGCCUUAAGCAGGCUUCAAUCUCUCUCCUUGUUGAGUCGAAGGUGUUAUUAAUAAAAAUAAUUGAUUGUUUUACUUUUCUCUUUAAACGCAGGUUCAAGUUAUCUCUUGAUUCUGCAAACGUCGUCCCAGUGGAUGAUCUGAUUCCUGAACUCAUAUUACGCUCCAAGAAUGGAAUACGGAUUAAUAUCUCAACCCGCAUUUAA
Messenger RNA from Porites evermanni, 8502 nucleotides. NCBI's taxonomy places the organism in Eukaryota, Metazoa, Cnidaria, Anthozoa, Scleractinia, Poritidae. The record is from the annotation of a GenBank genome assembly.